Oncorhynchus kisutch (coho salmon) is the source of this 2631-nucleotide messenger RNA. Its product is annotated as survival motor neuron protein. The transcript is spliced from 10 exons. NCBI's taxonomy places the organism in Eukaryota, Metazoa, Chordata, Actinopteri, Salmoniformes, Salmonidae. Gene Ontology annotation, biological process: mRNA processing. Bases 144 to 1295 code for a protein of 383 amino acids. The record is from RefSeq and is a predicted model, not a curated record. Gene Ontology annotation, cellular component: nucleus; cytoplasm. Gene Ontology annotation, molecular function: RNA binding.
UCCCAGAAUGCACUGUAUCAUACACAUGGUGCGUUGCAGCUUUUGACACACUCGCGGGAAUUGAAUGUAAUCAAUGCUUUUGUUUCUACAUUUGAAACAACCUACAAUAAGUCAAUACGUGUGUUUCAUUCAACUUAACAGUUAUGGCUGAAUGUCCAGCAAGUAUUGUAUUGCGAAGUGGAGGAGUCGAGAGCUCAAACAUCGAAAAAGAGAGUGUCACGAAGCUUCUCCCCAAUCUACAGAAACUGUUUGAGUCAGAACUGUCUGAAUCUUGUGUGCCAAGUCUGGAAACAGUUGACCCAAGGGCAAACUCAAAGAGCGAUGAAAAGGAGAGCGAUGAGAAGCUUGCAGACAAUCCACAGAAACUCUCAGAAUCUUGUGUGCCAAGUAAGGGACCGUUUGACCCAAAGGCAAACUUAAAGUGGGAGAUAGGGUCCCACUGCAAGGCUGUGUGGUCAGAGGAUGGGCGGGUUUAUCCUGCCACCCUGGUCUGGUUGGAGGGGGAGCGCUGCAAGGUGAAGUUUGACAACUAUGGAAACGAGGAAGAGAUGGAUCUGAGCGCCAUGCUACCUGAAGCUGCUGACCAGCCCCGGAAGGAGAAACGGGUGUGGAUGCUGGGUUCCCGGUGCCGUGCUGUGUACUCAGAGGAUGGCCUGGUCUACCCAGCGGUGCUGGUGUGGAUGAGAGGGGAACGCUGCCGGGUGAAGUUUGAAGGCUACGGGAACGAGGAGGAGCUGGAGCUGAGCACCCUGCUAUCGCCAGAUGACCUGGGACGGCACUGUGGAAGAGCUACUGCCAAGGCUGUGGAAGGGUUCAGGUCCACUAGUAACAACAGCGCAGACUGGAAGAAGGAUAGAGAGUGGAGGACACCUCAACAAGAGGGACAAGAGGAGCCUUCCUCACCUCGACCACCUGAGUUUCCUCCAGGAAAAGGCUUUAACCUUGGCAAUGAGCAGGGGAAUAAGAAGAAGCCAAGUAGUCGGAAAGAGGAACCAAAUGGCCGGAGUCGGGAACCAAAUGAUCACCCGUUUCCUUUUUUUCCUCCAGUGCCACCGCCCAAUGGGUCUUUGGACUUCCUGUCACUCCUGCCUCCUCCUCCACCUCCACCGUGUGUAUGGCCCCCCCGAGCAGGGCUGGUGGAUGCUGGCGAUGGGCUAGGCUCGUCCAUUACAGACUUAUCCAGCAUGCUGCUCUCCUGGUACCUGUGUGGCUACCACACUGGCUGCUACAUGGCAAUGCAGCAGACAGCGGCAAGUCACAAGAGGGCUCAUAAAGAGAAACGGGCAGAGGAAUAAGGUUGGCUUAAGACCCUAGAAUGGGGAAGAAGACUAAAAGAGCUGUUCUCUUGAAACAGGACGAGUUCCAAAGACUGAAUGUUCUUGUACUACACAGAGGUAGUCCAGUUGGGGCUCUGUGUCUGAUGCAUUGCAGUUGUCAGGUUUUUUUCUUACUGAAGAUGGGUGUCGUGACCAGAAGAUGAUUGUGGAUAGGGGUAUGGUGUUAAGGGUACGGUGACCCUAGCUCAUCAAGCUGUUAACUCAGCUCUUCCAAGAGGCUUUUUGGGAGGAUAUUUUUACUUUGACGUUUUUGGCACUUUAUUAUUUAUUUUUUUACUGUUGGAAAAAGCUUUUCCAAAGUUUUUUUUUUUGGGGGGGGGGGGGGGGGGGGUUAAAAUAAUGGGACAGCUAGUUUAUGGUCAAGUGGAGAAAAAAAUGAAUGAAUUGUUAAUCCUGCUUUUUUUUAAUGUCAGUUUAAGUUCAUUUUGGGAGUUUAUUUUAUUACUGUACAUUUGAAAUAUGUUUGGAUUCUUUUUUAAAUGUUAUUUUUCAAGAAAACAUUUAUUCAACCAAAUCGCAUGCCUUGGCAUUUCUUAUACAUGUUUUAUGUAGAUAAAAUGUAAUGGUUGAAAAUGAUUGCAAAUGUAAUAUCGGACUGUAGGUUUUUGGAUGUCUCAAACCACCCCCGCAUGGUUUCAUCUCCUCACCUUUAAUCCUGAGCUUCACCACAUGGUUUUCUUCAGCACAUAAGAACUAUAGUGUCAAUAUUAGACCAAAUAAUUAAACCAUGUUUCUCGGAAAUGUCUAUUGAGUAGGGAGUAGUAAAAUGUUUAUACCCUAUAACACAAAGGUUUAGCAUGCCGUUUUUCAGUUGCAUCAAGUAUAUAUGUGCAGCCUAAAUGCAGAAAAUGUGGUUAAAUUGAUUUGAAUCUGAAAUCAAACAAACCCUCACCAGUCACCAUAAAAUGUAUAUUUUGUAUUGUCUAUCUCUGUGGGUGACGCAGUGUUCUGGGUAUGACACUGGGUCAAUUGGAACAAACCUUGGGUCAAGGAUGAGGUUAUGUGCACAAGAGGAGAUGGGAAGCAGACCUGGUUUGACGUAGAUGGUCAAAAGAUCAGAUGACACGUAGGACCCUCAAAAUAGCAGUGAUUUAGAAUCUAUUGGGAAUUUGAAUACUGAAGUUAAGAUACAGGCAGUUUUUUUGUAAAGGGUCCUUAGCAGUAAAGCUGUGAGAUUUCUAUGGAUUUGGUCUAGGAUGCACAAUAGCUGCUAAUAUUGCCAACAACUCAAAAUGUGCUGUUGUGAUUUUCACAGCCUAUGUGUUCUUAAUAAAUUACAUUGAAGCCUCCUUAA